Messenger RNA from Plasmodium gonderi, 1224 nucleotides. RefSeq lists its product as hypothetical. Bases 1 to 1224 code for a protein of 407 amino acids. The record is from RefSeq and is a predicted model, not a curated record. Lineage: Eukaryota; Apicomplexa; Aconoidasida; Haemosporida; Plasmodiidae. The transcript has a single exon.
AUGGAUAAAAAUGCACUCAAGAGAAGAAACAGAUUACUUAAAAAAAAUGAAGCUCGGAUGAAUCUUCUUCUUGGGAAAUCAGAAGUGGGGGAUAUAGAAAAUGAAAAGGAGAGUAAGAAGGAAACGAAUGUUUUGAAAGAAAAACCAAAUGACAGAAACGAGAUAAAAGAACUUAGUGGAGAAAGCACAAAGGAACAAAUCACCAACAUGCAAAAUGCUACUUCUAAGUUAGACCAAAGUGGAGUGGGCAGAAUGCUAGUAGUGCAAUCCCCCACAGUGCCUAGCGCAACCAAUAUAGAGAAGGAAAAGACCUCUUAUCUGGAUCAAACCAUGUCUCACAAUUCAGACGAAAAGGUUGAUACUUCAAGCUAUAAUGUGAAUGACAGAGAUAGGGAAACGGAGAAGGAAGGGGAGAAGGAAAAGAAAGAGGACAAGAAAGAGGACAAGAAAGAGGACAAGAAAGAGGACACGAAAGAGGACAAGAAUAGCCCGGACGAUAAGAAGACGCAGGAGGAAAUUUCUCCUGAAGAUGGCCAAAAAAAUGAGGCAAAAAAUCGAACAAAAAAAAAGCGAAUAAAUAAGCGUGCGAUAGAUAACGAUAAUAAUAACGAUAUAGAUGACUGCAGCAGUGUAGACGAUAAAAAUAAUGACCAAAGUGAAAGUAACAGUUACAGAAUGGACGCUGGAAAUAGCAAGGAGAACGCUGCCCCACUAGGAUCUCCCUCCCAGUUCAAGUUAUCCAUAAGCAAACUCAUCCAGUUUGCAACAUUAAUAAUUAUUGCAGUAUUUGUAAGCAUUUUAAAAUUCAAAUAUUGUAAUUAUGACCCGAUGCCAAUGAAAAUACGACCAAAAAGAAAGGUAAAGAAACUCCAAAUUUUUAUUAACUCAAAAUAUUUUUUUCUUUUCCUUUCAUUUUUUUACAACAUAUUCCUUUCUCUAAUUGAUAUUUAUACUUAUUUUGUAAAAAAUAACAUUAGCCAAAAAGAAUUUGCUCAGAAUGCACAGAGCGUAUGGAACAAGCUAAGUAACCAAUCGGAGUUUAUUCUAUUUCUUUUGAAUAAUGGUGCAACAGCUGCUUUUUUUUUUGUAAAUAUUGUGAAAAAUUAUCUCUUGUUAAUGUUUUUAACUCAUUUGUUUGAUGACAUUUUGUACAAUUACAACAUUCUUAUGUCUUCAGUGAAUUUUUCAACCACUCUCAAUACCUUAGCUCAUGAGUUAUCAUAA